Messenger RNA from Colletotrichum siamense, 378 nucleotides. RefSeq names its product 2-iminobutanoate/2-iminopropanoate deaminase (gene yabJ). Gene Ontology annotation, cellular component: cytosol; mitochondrion. Gene Ontology annotation, molecular function: deaminase activity. NCBI's taxonomy places the organism in Eukaryota, Fungi, Ascomycota, Sordariomycetes, Glomerellales, Glomerellaceae. The transcript has 4 exons. Bases 1 to 378 code for a protein of 125 amino acids. The record is from RefSeq and is a predicted model, not a curated record.
AUGUCUGACCAGUCCAUCGUCUUCACCAAGAACGCCCCGGCCCCCGUCGGCCCUUACUCCCAGGCCGUCAAGACCCCCACCGCCAUCUACUGCUCCGGCCAGAUCCCCCUCAACCCCGAGGGCGUCCUGAUCGAGGGCAACAUCACCCAGAAGACCAAGCAAUGCAUCUCCAACCUCGAGGCCGUCCUCAAGGAGGCCGGCUCUUCCAUUGCCAAGGUCGUCAAGGUCAACAUCUUCCUCGCCGACAUGGGUGACUUUGCCGAGAUGAACGGCGAGUACGAGAAGUGGUUCACCCACAAGCCCGCUCGCAGCUGCGUCGCCGUCAAGACUCUGCCCAAGAACGUCGAGGUUGAGAUUGAGGCUAUUGCCCUUCCUUAA